Messenger RNA from Cokeromyces recurvatus, 678 nucleotides. RefSeq names its product acyltransferase-domain-containing protein. Lineage: Eukaryota; Fungi; Mucoromycota; Mucoromycetes; Mucorales; Mucoraceae. The transcript is spliced from 3 exons. Gene Ontology annotation, molecular function: 1-acylglycerophosphocholine O-acyltransferase activity. The annotation marks the transcript as partial. Gene Ontology annotation, biological process: inner mitochondrial membrane organization; cardiolipin acyl-chain remodeling. Gene Ontology annotation, cellular component: mitochondrial membrane. The record is from RefSeq and is a predicted model, not a curated record.
GGAUUAUUAACUACAGUAGCAUUUGGAGCUACUUAUUGGUAUUAUAAGCCUGUUGUCACCAAUCCAACCCCUAUUACCCCUUAUAUUCCUCCACCCUUUGUUUGGGAAAAAAUACCUAAGCCCGUGCUUAAACGGUUUACUGUUCCCAUCAAUGAAGACAUGUCAACGGGAUGGUCCAUGACAAGUACUGUCAUUAUUGGCAUUACAGGAUUAUUAGCAAAAGGUUUUCUUCAUCUUAGUCAUUAUAAAGUGUAUAAUCUUGAUCGUUUUCUAAAUAUUCUUUAUGAUCCUAAUCGAAAAAAAGGCAUUGUAACAGUUUCCAAUCAUGAGUCUGUAUUAGAUGAUCCUCUUUUAUGGGGGGUCUUGCCAAUAAAGACUUUAUUUUCAAUACAAAACAUGCGUUGGACUUUAGGAGCUGCGGAUAUAUGUUUUACUUCUAUUUUUAAAUCAUUCUUUUUCGCUCUUGGACAAACGAUCCCAACUAUAAGAGGAGCGGGCAUAUAUCAACCUGGUGUUGACUUUGCUAUUCAAAAAUUAAAUAAAAAUGGUUGGAUUCAUGUCUUUCCAGAAUCAAAAGUGACGCAACAGCCAGAUUAUGAAAUGAUUCGAUUCAAGUGGGGGAUUGGACGGAUAUUGAUGGAUUCGUGCGAGGAGGAAGGAGUUAUUGUGAUCCCUAUU